AUGGAUCCGGAGCCCGCUGCCCAUCCCGGCAUCCCGGGCCGCUUCCAGCCGCUCUGCAUCCCCGCGGGAAUGUCGCAUGUCGGAAUGUCGCAUGUCGGCCACGCGCGGCCCGUGUCACCCGCCCCGCGGGGACACCACGGCUCGUCCCAGUCAGGCCCCACGCCAGAGAAGGCGACUUCCACCCGCGCUGCCCGGCCCGGGCCCGGGGACCGCCCGGGGACCGCCCGGGGCUGCCACCAACCCGUCCCCGCUCUCUCCUCGUCCUGCUCUCCCGUCCCUUCGUCCCUGGCCCCUGGCCCGUUCGUCCCUGUCUCGUUUGGCCCUGCCCCGUUCUUCCUUGUCCCCAGCCCCACUCAUCCCCUUCCCCCGGCCCGUUCAUCCCCGGCCCGUUCAUCCCCGGCCCCCAUCCCUUUCAGCUCUGUCUUGCUCAUCCCCUUCCCCUGUCCCGCUCAUCCUUGUCCCCUGAUCCCGUUCAUCCCUGUCCCCAGCCCCUCUCAUCCCUGUCCCCCACGCCACUCAUCCUUGUCCCCUGAUCCCGUUCAUCCCUGUCCCCAGCCCCUCUCAUCCCUGUCCCCAGCCCCACUCAUCCCUGUCCCCUGCCCACCUCUGUCCCCUGCGCUGCCACGGGGACGUGGCAGAGCUGGACAAGUGACUCCCAAAAGGGCAUCAGGGUCCCCGGGCGAACCGGCUUUGCCUCGGGGUGGCCCCUCCAGCUGCCAGCACAGACCCCCCGUGUCCCCCCCGUGUCCCCCCCGUGUCCCCCCGCACCCUCAGCCUGUGCCCCGCGGUGCCACCGGCUCCGGGGUGGCCCCGUCCGGACGUUCCGGUGCCCGCAGCCAGGGUCACUCACCCGGUGGCGCGGUGCCACCGCCGGGACCCCACAGUGCCCCCCGGCCGCGGUCCGGUCCCGCGGCCGUUCCCAAAGCGCUGCCCUCCCAUUCCCGCGGGAAUGGAGGAAUUCCUGGUGGCCUCACUCCGGCCACGCCGCCAGCCCGCUCCGGCCACCUCCAGAGCCAGGGACACCUUGCCUUUGGAAAAGCCAUCCAGGAGAAGGCAGAGUGGGAGCCGAACUGACCCCUGACCCCGGCGUGGCCCCUCGGCCGCGCUGACCCGUGGGUCACACUGACCCCUCGGCCAUGCCAACCCCUGGGUCACACUGACCCCUCGGCCACGCCAACCCAUUGGCCGUGCUGACCCCGUGGUCACCCCCUGGCUCUGCCAACCCCUGGGUCACACUGACCCCUCGGUCACAACAACCCAUCGGCCAUGCCAAACCUUUGGCCACACUGACCCCUCGGCCAUGCCAAUCCUGGGGUCACACUGACCCCUCGGCCAUGCCAACCCAUCGGCUGUGCCGACCCCUUGGCCAUGUUGACCCCUUGGCCACGCUGACACCUUGGCCAUCCCUUGGCCACGCGAACCCAUCGGCCGUGCCGACCCCGUGGUCACCCCCUGGCUCUGCCAACCCCUGGGUCACACUGACCCCUCGGCCACACCAACCCAUCGGCCAUGCCAAACCUUUGGCCACACUGACCCCUCAGCCGUGCCACCCCUUGGCCACACCAACCCAUUUUCCAUGCUGGCCCCUUGGCCACGCUGACCCCUUGGCCACACUGACCCCUUGGCCACACCAAUCCAUCAGCCAUGUUGACCUCUUAGCCACACUGACCCCUUGGUCACCCCUUGACUACACUGACCCCUCGGCCACACCAACCCAUCGGCCACGCUGACCCUUUAAGCACCCUCGGCCCUUUGGCCAUGCCAAUCCCUCGGCCACGCCAACCCAUUGGCCGUGCCAACACCUUGACCACCCCUUGGCCCCUUGGCCAUGCCAACCCUUUGGCCACGCCAACCCAUCAGCCAUGCUGAGCCCUCGGCCACGCUGACCCCUCAGCCACGCCAAUCCAUUGGCCAUGUUGACCCCAUGGCCACAUGGACCCCUCGGGCCACGCUAAUCCAUCGGCUGUGCCAAGCCCUUGGCCACCCCUCGGCCCUUUGGCCAUUGCAACCCCUCGGCCAUGUCAACCCCUCGGCCGUGCCGACCGCUUGACCACCCCUUGGCCCUUUGGCCAUGCCAAUCCCUCGGCCAUGCCAACCCAUCAGCCAUGCUGACCCUUUGACCACCCCUCGGCCCUUUGGCCAUGCCAAUCCUUCAGCCACGCCAAUCCAUGGGCUAUGCCAGCCCAUCGGCCAUGCUGGCCCUUUGACCACCCCUCGGCCCUUUGGCCAUGCCAAUCCCUUGGCCACGCCAACUCAUUGGCUGCGUUGACCCUUUGGCCAUGCCAGCCCAUCGGCCGUGCCGACACUUUGACCGUCCCUCGGCCACGCCAACCCCUCGGCCAUGCCAACCCCUCGGCCAUACCAACCCCUCGGCCGUGCCGACACUUUGACCACCCCUUGGCCACGCCAACCCCUCGGCCAUGCCAACCCAUCGGCCGUGCCGACCCUUUGACCACCCCGUGGCCAUACCAACCCCUCGGCCAUGCCAACCUAUCGGCCGUGCCGACCCUUUGACCACCCCUCGGCCUCUCGGCCACGCCGCCCCCUUGACCACCCCUCGGCCACGCCAACCCCUCGGCCGCGCCGCCCCCUGGCCACGCUGUCCCUGGGCCGUGCCGCCCUCGGCCGCGGCGGUUACUGUGAUUCCCUCAUGGCUUCUCCACCACUCGGGUUUUUCCGCUGUACAAAGGGAGACACUUUUCCUUUUCUUUUCCCCCGCUUCCAAAGGGGUUUUUUUUCCCAAGUUGUCGAUAUUUUUCCGUUGUCCAGCCCGGCGCCAUCGCCCCCCUCCAUCCGCCUGUCCGUACCCCCGACUGUGACAAAGAGCAAAGCCCCCCCCCGGGCCACUCAGCUCCCCGGGGGUGGGGUGGACGGCCCUGCCAACCCCAUCCGUGGCAGGGCCGCUGUCCGGCCGGCCGGCUGACCACUGUCCGGCCACCCCCUCACUGCCCAUGCAUGUGCCACGCCCUCACGCCCGCUGCAUGUGCACAGCCCGGCCCUGCCACACUCUCGGUUCCGUCCCCCCCCACCCCAGCCGGACUCACCUGUGGGUUUUCGUUCCGUUUUUAAUUUCCCCCAGGGUCAGUUUGACUUUUCACCCUUAAUUUUGUAUUUGGGAUUUUCGGAGGAGCUUUCUCCUUCUCCGGAGUCACGGAGGGGCGGCCACUCGCCUCCCGCCCUCGACGUUGUGAUACACAUCCCCCACAGAGAUCUAUGUUUCUUAUAUUAUAUUAUUAUUAUUAAUUAUUAUUAUUAUUAUGUAAUAAAUUUAUAAGAAAGCUC
Molecule: messenger RNA, 3282 nt
Organism: Corvus hawaiiensis (hawaiian crow)
Lineage: Eukaryota; Metazoa; Chordata; Aves; Passeriformes; Corvidae
Product: vegetative cell wall protein gp1-like
Exons: 3
Coding region: 1-1074 (357 amino acids)
Source: RefSeq, a predicted model, not a curated record